AUGCCAUCUGGGAUGUUAUAUGUUUAUCUGGAGAAGCAAACAACAACCCUUUCUGUUUCUGCAAAAUUCAGAUUGGUCGAGGGUGUCGCUGAUGGUCUCUACUAUUUUCACUCGAAUAAAGUCAUUCAUGGAGACCUUCAACCUGCCAAUGUGUUGAUAGACAAUUCAAGCAAUCCAUGUAUCACAGGUUUCGGUCUCGCAACAGUCAUGGGAGACCCAGAGUUGCAAUGGAACUCAACCACUGCAGCAUGUGAUUUCAAUUCUCAAUGGCGUGCACCUGAAGUCAUUGGAGUAGAGUCUGAUGAACCUGCAUGA
Molecule: messenger RNA, 315 nt
Organism: Suillus subaureus
Lineage: Eukaryota; Fungi; Basidiomycota; Agaricomycetes; Boletales; Suillaceae
Product: kinase-like domain-containing protein
Exons: 4
Coding region: 1-315 (104 amino acids)
Biological process (GO): protein phosphorylation
Molecular function (GO): protein kinase activity; ATP binding
Source: RefSeq, a predicted model, not a curated record